Fraxinus pennsylvanica is the source of this 786-nucleotide messenger RNA. The record is from the annotation of a GenBank genome assembly. Lineage: Eukaryota; Viridiplantae; Streptophyta; Magnoliopsida; Lamiales; Oleaceae.
AUGGCGGGAUUAUUCGACAAGCAAGCGGCGAUAUACUUGGAUUCAAGGCCUACUUAUCCAAAAGAGUGGUAUUCCAUGCUGGCGGAGCGAACCUCAAAUCACUCUCUUGCUUGGGACGUCGGCACCGGCAACGGCCAAGCAGCUAUAGGUGUUGCUGAACAUUACGAGCAGGUGAUCGGAACAGAUGUUAGUGAAGGGCAGCUGAAGUACGCAAUGCCACAUCCCAAAGUUAGCUACGUCCACACGCCACUCUCCAUGUCCGAUGAUGAACUAGUUACCUUAAUAGGUGGCGAAGGUACUGUUGAUUUGAUAACUGUAGCAGCAGCAGUUCACUGGUUCGACCUUCCAAGAUUCUACUCCGUUGUCACUCGCCUUCUUAGAAAGCCAGGAGGCGUAAUCGCUCUCUGGGGCUAUAAAGGCAUUAAUAAGAUUAGUCCUGCCUUUGAUGCAGCCACACAACAUUGGUUUCAGACAGUACUUCCUUAUAGGAAUUCGAAGGCUGACAGUGUGGACGAUGCAUACAAGACACUUCCAUUUCCCUUUGAGAGUGUAGGGUUGGGUUCUGAAGGGAAUCCACUCUUUCUUGAUAUCCCAAAGGAAGUUUCAUUCGAGGGGUAUUUGGGAUUCCUUAAAUCAUGGUCUGCAGUUGCUACAGCAAAGGAACAAGGCGUGGAUUUGUUGCCUGCAGGGGUUGUUAAAGAGUUGGAGACUGCUUGGGGAGGUGCUAAUCUAGUUAGAACUAUUGUGUACAAGGCAUUUAUGCUUUCUGGAAAAGUAAAGCUUUAA